Myzus persicae (green peach aphid) is the source of this 2559-nucleotide messenger RNA. It is a transcript of the gene Noc3, whose product is annotated as nucleolar complex protein 3 homolog. NCBI's taxonomy places the organism in Eukaryota, Metazoa, Arthropoda, Insecta, Hemiptera, Aphididae. Gene Ontology annotation, molecular function: chromatin binding. Bases 138 to 2507 code for a protein of 789 amino acids. The transcript has 14 exons. Gene Ontology annotation, biological process: DNA replication initiation. The record is from RefSeq and is a predicted model, not a curated record. Gene Ontology annotation, cellular component: nucleolus.
AUAUAAUGAUAUUAGUUUUACUAUUAUUUGAAAAUGUUUUAUCCCUUGCAAAUUUGUAUCUAUUUCUGUACAAUAUAUUUAAUAUGCAAUUUUUUCAAUAAUAAAAUAUAUCAUCUUGAAAUGGCACAACAACUAUUAUGCACAUUUUGAUACAAAUGAAAAAUGUGGUAAAAAGUGGAAAAACUAGCAAUGUGAAGAGGCGUAACCAUUUACGAAAUAAAGGACACAUAAAAACAAAAAAACAUAAGUCAAAAGCAUAUAACGUGCCUCAACCCCCUUUAAAAAGACGAGAUGAUCCAGCUGAAGAAAUCGAGGAGGAAGAAGCAGAAAACAGUGAUAAUGGAGAUGAUAUGCUAGAAAUGGUUGACCAAGAAGAUUUAGAUUUUCUUAAAAAAAAUAUUGGCAACCAAAAUUAUAAGCUGUACAACCGUAUUCAAAUUAAUAAUGAUGGUAAAAAUAAGAGAACUCGGGAAAAUGAUGAUGAAGAACUUGAAAAUGAGUAUGAAAGUAGUUCAAUGAUGAUGAAAGCAGAUGAUCUAUCUAUUAAGAAACCUUUAUUACCUAUUAAAACUAAAGAUGGCAUUUUAAGACGAUACACUUUAGAAAAAGAUGAAAUAGACUCAGAGAAGUCACAGCCCAAAAAGAAAAUAAUCGAGGACAAUAAAGAAAAUAAUGAUGAUGAGUAUGUUUGGUUAGAUACAAACGAACCCGAAAAAGAAAUAUCAGUUAAUAAAGGUGAACCAAUUAGUGUUGCAAAACUAUAUGCUAAAAGAGAAAACACCAUUCAAAGUUAUAAACAGCGUAUUGGACUAUUAGCUAGCACUUUAUUAGAGAAUCCAGAUCUAAAGAUUGGAAACAUUGCACAUCUCUUAGAAAUAAUGGAAAAACGUGAUCCAGAAUUACAAAUCACAAUAAAAAAAUUAGCAACUCUUACAUUAUUAGAAGUUUUUAAAGACCUCUUACCAAGUUAUCAAUUAAAACUGGAUAAACAUGAUGGAGUAAAAUUGAAAUUGGUUACAAAAGAGUUGAUUGGCUAUGAAGGACAAUUACUCAAGGGUUACAAAAUUUAUUUAACUAAUUUAGAGAAAAUGGCUAGUGCCCUCCACAAAAAGAAAGGAGAUACCCGAAUCAUAACAAAUGUUCAUAUAAAUUUAGCUGAAAUGGCUAUUAAUUGUAUGUGUGAAUUAUUAAUUUCUCAUUCAUAUUUUAACUAUGCAGUCAAUAUUGGGCAUUUGUUAACUCUUUACUUAGAUAACAAAAAUAGUAAUGUUAGAAAAAAAGUUGAAGAAACAUUUAUUAAAAUUUUUAAAGAAGAUAAAAAGGGAACUAUGUCAUUAGUGAUUGUGCGUCGUAUAAAUCAACUUGUUAAGACUAGAAGUCAUUGUGUGCAUAGUGAGCUAUUGUCUGUUUUACUUGCAUUGCCUAUCAGAAAUGUCAAUCUCGAUAAAGAAAAAGAAGAAAUUUUGAAAUCAAAAAAAUUUAUGACCAGAAAACAAAAAUUACUAGCUAUGUCAAAAAAAGAACGUAAACGAAGUAAAAUGUUGGAUAAAUUAGAUAAAGAAAUGCUUGAGACAAAAGCUGAAGAAAAUGUUAAAAGUCACAUGAACAAUUUAACUGAAAUCACUAAACUUGUAUUUUUGAUAUACUUCAGAAUACUAAAAACUGCUCCACGUUCUAAAUUAUUAUCCGUCUGUCUUGAAGGAUUAGCAAAAUACAGCCAUUCAAUCAACUUAGAAUUUUACCAUGAUAUUCUCACAGUUUUGGAUUCAGUUAUAAAAAAACAUCAACUAAAUGUUCAUGAGCAACUUUGUUGUAUUAAGACUAUUUUUGUCAUAUUAUCUGGACAAGGAACUGUAAUCAACAUUGAUCCCGUUCACUUUUAUUCUCAUUUGUAUAGAGUUAUUCCUGAAUUAGAUUGUUGUAAAUAUCAUGAUAAUUUAGAAACUUUCCUUCGUACAAUUGAAGCAUUGUUUUUGGUGGGUCGCAAGAAAGUAACUGCCAAUUCUACACUGUCGUUUGUGAAAAGAAUGUCUAUGUUAAGUCUUCAAACCCUUCACAAUGCAUCACUUGGUAUUUUAGCUGCUCUUCGGACUAUAAUACAAACAAAUAAGAACACAGAAUGUUUAUUAGAUGUUGACCCAUCAUAUGGACAAGGAAUUUAUAAUGCUGAAUUACAAGAACCUGAACAUAGUAACGCUGGAAGUACAUCAUUAUGGGAACUUCCAGCAUUGCAGAGGCAUUAUCACCCAGAAGUUUGUAGAUUAUCAAAAACUGUGGCUUCAUUGACAGUUUCUCAAAAUAACAACCAUUUAAAACCAGAAUUAGCCAAAAUGACUCCCAGUGAGUGGUUCAAAGAGUAUGAUCCAAGUAAUGUGGCAUUCAAUCCAGCAGUUAUGCCUCCGGUGAAGGUACCUCAGCGGAUACCUGCACAUUAUCCAACUCUUCCAUACUCUGAUGUUUUGGAUAAAAAUUACCCCAAUAUUAAUUUCUCGAAAGAUUUUUUUUGAAUUUGUAUUUUUUUUUAAUAAUUAUAUAUUAAACUAGAAUUGUUUUACAAAA